CGCCUCUCCAGUCAUCUACCUGCUCAGUCCAUCGUGCUUCCAAUGGCUUUGGUCCCAGCGCAUGCGGCCACCCAUCGUGCCACCCCGUACGGGCCUCACACGCGCGCGCCGCGGAAAGCGCCGCGGCCGCGCUUUCCGCGCUUGCGAGCCGACGGUGACGGUGAGACGCAGCACAGCAACUUUGAUGUCUCAGUGGCCGUGGUGGGCGCCGGGCCCGUGGGCUUGCUAACCGCCUUGGCCUUGGCUCGGCGCGGCUUCCGCAAGGUGCGCGUCUUGGACCGUCUGCCGGAGCCGGAGCGCCCCGACGCGCCCUGCUGGGGCGACCCGGAUCGAUCCUACAACCUGGGCCUUGGAGGCCGUGGGCAACGGGCGCUGAUGCGCUUUGGCGCCUUUGACACGGUGGACCACUACAGCAGGACGGUGGUGGGCAGAAAGGAUUGGUCCAAUGGUGAGGCCAAGGUGACCCUAAACAAGCGCCGCUUCAUGACGAAGGUCAUCGCCCGAGAUCGUUUGUCAAGCUGCCUCUAUCAGGAGUUGCAGGAGAAGCAUCCGGAGGUAGAGGUGCAGUUCUCAACCGAGUGCACUAGCGUGGAUUUCAGCCAAGCAAGGGCCCGGCUGGAGUUGCAGCGAUGUGGAGUGCCGAAAGACGUCCAGGGCCUGGCACAAGAGGAGUCCUGUGACAUUCUCAAUGAGGCCCCAAGCGAAAUGGAGGUCGAUCUGGUGCUAGGCUGCGACGGCAUCCGCUCCGCCGUGCGCGGGGCCUUGCAGGCGGCCGGCGCCCGGGUGGAACAGACGCGCUUCCAGGAUCGGCGGCCGAUUGUGUAUCGCGUCUUGGCCAUCCCAACAGGGAAGGAAGACAGCACAGAGCUGAACUACAGUGUACGCAAGGACAACGUGAUUGUGGAGGCCUUGCCCAACGUGGAGGGCGAUCUCCUUGGUGUGGUCUUGUUCCGCCCCACGGACGAGCGGAUCGAAGGGCUGAAAUCAGGAGCUGAGGCGAAGAAGGUCUUUGAGGAGCUCUUCCCUGAAUGGCCUACUCCAAUGAUCACCGAUGAAGAGUGGGACAACUUUGCCGCGCGAAAGACGCGGCAGCUGCCGCGGUUCGCCUACGCCGGGCCAGAGCUGAACCUAGGUGGCAAGUGCUGCUUGCUGGGCGAUGCGAUUCACUCGGUGAAGCCUUUCUUCGGUUUGGGUCUCAACAGCGGCUUUGAAGACAUCUCUGUGCUGGACCAGUGCUUGGGCGAGUGCGACGCGGAGCUCUCCAAAGCCUUGCCCCUCUACACGAGGCGUCGAGCGCCGGAGGCGAAGUGCCUGGUACGCUGCCAGCGGCGCUUCGACCAGGCGACUGACUUGGCUUUUGCCUUGGCCUUUGUGUUGCCCAUCGUUUUGGACUCGAUCUUCCGGAAGCUCCUCCCCAGCGUGUUUGCUCCGGGCCUGCUGGCGCUGUUCCAGGAUGGAGAACUGAGCUUCACGACGGCCGAACGGCGUAAGCGCCGGGAUCGGAUCCUUCAGGCGAUGAUCAUCUGUGGCGUCCUGUCGCUCUUGGGUGCAGGGGCCUUCCUCUCCCUGAGAACCGUGGCCAGACUGCUGUGGCGUUGUCUCAGCCCGCCAGUGCAUGGCUGGCUUCACCAUGAGCUGAUGUGAAGGUCCUUGCAGUGUAACCCGAUUUCUCCUCAACACAAGUUGCCGUGCAGAGAUGCAUCAGUGCUGGUUCACUGCAACUCUUUGGGCGGGGAAGUCCAGUGACCCUUUCUAGCUGAGGAAGCUUGAACAUC
Messenger RNA from Durusdinium trenchii, 1775 nucleotides. The record is from the annotation of a GenBank genome assembly. Lineage: Eukaryota; Dinophyceae; Suessiales; Symbiodiniaceae.